Messenger RNA from Porites lobata, 43227 nucleotides. The record is from the annotation of a GenBank genome assembly. NCBI's taxonomy places the organism in Eukaryota, Metazoa, Cnidaria, Anthozoa, Scleractinia, Poritidae.
AUGGCGCUAAAAGGACAUGUCUUCCAGACGUUAAAGGUUCCAAGUUCACUUUAUUGUUUAGAAGCUUGUAAGCACGAGGCAAGAUGCCAGAGUUUCAACCACGUCAUGGGAAAAGACAUCGGUGAGCUCAACAACCGCACAAAAGAGGCAAGACCAGAGGACUUCAUCUCGGACGUUACCAAGUUGUACUUGAAAAAGCCUAAGAAUAGAGGUAAAUUGUAGAAGAGUCAAUUUACUGUAUGACAAAUACAAGAUUCUGGGGAAACUCUCCACUUACCCCUCCCUUUACUCAAUAUUUUAAAGUUGGGUACCGUUAGGGGAGAAAUAGGUGUCCAGUGUUUAGAGUCUCUAUAAGACGCCACUAUGAGACGAACACCUCCCCAAAACGUAAACGCGGAGUUGGUCCUCACCUUCGCACUUCAGUCAUCUUCUUUUAGUCAGGUCUCUUAGUGCAAAAUAUAGGCCGGAUCGUUACAGACGUGACAAAAGUGUCAAAUUUGGCUCAGAGCUUCCUUAGCACCAACCGAUUAAUACUGGAGGGGGUGCCCGUUACAAAUGGUCCAAAUUACAGAUUAAAGGGGGGGUUAACUUUCACCUAUAAUAGCAGAUUGGGUGCCCUGUGGUGAGUACUCUUCUUGUUUGAUUUGGCUAAAAAACAUUUGUUGCAAAUUUUUAAGUUUUUAAUUUGGUAAUGUUUAGUUGUUGUUACACUAUUCAAAAUAGUUUUACAUGUACAUAAUACUGACUAGUGCCCAGUCUCCACACGGUAAGUGUGGCCAUGUUCAUUGUGCGGACUGUGCGGCUAUCAGUGUCACUGCUAAGACUUGCCAGUGAUAAUAUCAUUACAUAUCAAUUUAAACAGAUCACAAAGCCAGCUUUCAAAGAUGUCAUACAAUCAUAUAAAACGCAAAUGUAUCACAUGCUAAACGACAGAAUCGUUAAAGUUUGACAUGCCACAUGAACGACCUCAUGAACCGUAACUGACAACGCACCCACUUUGUAAUUGUGCAGCUAAGAUUAGAUUAUAAUUUGCUUCGUUGGUAACCCUGUCCUUGAGAUAAUGAUUAAAACAUGUCAACCUCGUCCUCAGGGGAAAAACGAGGAGCAAGGGUGGCACAGUUGGUUAGUGCGCAGCCCUCGGGGCGAGAGGUCCCGAGUUCGAGCCCGGUGUCAACACAUCCUUAUUUCAACUUCUCUUUUUUCUGUGUAGCUUUGACUAGCUUUAAAUACCCUUAAAACGGAGAAUUAAUGGAGAGAGGGGGUAAAAGGAGCGCACCGUUGACCUCAAGUUUAUCACUUAUUAUUACUGUCACGAGUUAUUGACGUAAGAUAUGGUCGCUUUACCUUUUUCCACCUUUUUAUUAAGCCUUGGGGACGAGGUUGUAAAACGUGCCUCUCCAGGAAUUUUUAACACUCUUUAUUUUUUGCACAUUUGCAUUUAAGGUCUCGGUAAAGGAAAAUGAGGUGCCCACAGAAAAAAAAAAUUCUAGUCGCGCGAGUAUUUUCUCUACAAAGGCAAGUUAUAUAUCAAAUUAAAGCUAAAAGACUAAAUUACCUUAUAAAAGAUUUUAUUUCAUCGAAUUUCAAAAGGCGCUUAAGUUUUUUGCUCUCGAAUUCAGAGGUAUCAAGUUUAUGGCUGAAGCUCCAGCCCUUUCGCGUUGUUAAAUAUUCGCUUCCUUUUUAUUGCGUCUGAUUGACAGAUAAAAGACCUAAAUAAGGGUGUGAGGAAAUUUGCAUAUGUCUCGUAUUAGCGGAAUUAUUGCAUUUCAAACUAAAAAGUCGAAUCUCGAGCGCGAUUUACGCAAAGAAACUGACAUAAAAUGAGUUACAAAGGGAAAUCGGAAAAUUCCUCAAAGCGAUAGCUUAAAACCUGUCCCGACUGGAGAUCGGAGAAUUUUGAUUUUUGCGUCUCAAAUAGAGUGAGAGAAAAUCAGCUCUAAAGAUUUAGCGCGAGGUCCACCCUUGGCUGGUUAGCUCAGAAAAGGCUCAUUUUAGAAGGGUUAAAAAGCACUUUAUGAUUUUCUUUUUCUGCCAAAAUAAAAUUUAGGACCCCCUCAUGCCAAAAAUCCAAAAAAUAACAAAAUCGAGCAAUGUACUAAAAUUUUCAUUUACCGAGACCUUAAAAAGAAGUGUGUGAGGUCCCUGCAUGCCUAGACACCUGUAAGCGGCUCAUUCACUUCAGAACCCCUUGGACCAGAGUGUUAAUGGUAGGUCUAUACGAUCUUUCAAAAAAAAGGAAGGUCGUCGCGUGCGUUACAAUUUACAAACAAACUAACUUCAGAAGAGCUGAAAUUUACAGGAACAAGGCCUCUUUUAGCCAACCAAUGAUGCAUCAUUUAUGAAAAUGAAUGUAAUUUGUUUGAUGCAAUUAGGCGAAUACCCCGUGGUUACGAAAUCUUACGAUCAUGAAUUCCUCAAGAGCAAUUCAGUUACCAACUUUUCACAAAAUAAUGCUGUGGAAAAUUACAUAAAAUACCAAAAAAGCAAGGGUCAACAAUAAUUGUGGCCUGGUCCCUUAUAAUAAUGGAGUGGUCAUGAUAAAGAAGCCCAUCAGCCCCAACUUUGACCACUCAAACAGAUUUUUGACAGAUUACAUACUGCAAAACUUUGCAUUCACUUAUGCCUAUGUUGCCACACCAGGAGCCUAGAAAUCGGCUCCUGGUCACACCUUGUUUUUAUUGCUGAAUAUCAUUCUAAAGAGCUUUACGAAAUAUUUUGUUAGUAGGGGUGUUUUGAACAUGAUUCAUAUUUAGAGAUGGUGACAAAAACGAACACAGAAAAAGUCACAAAACGAGACGCAUGAAACAACCGCAAUAUUCGUUUUACACCGAUAUAAUGGCUUCUUUGGCUGCUAUGCUGACAUUCUUGAAGAUGGCCGGUAGUAUCACAGCUCGUCCCGGGUUAGGUAUACCGUUUAUUACCAUUUUCACGGUUCCUGAGACUUAGGGCCUGUUAACAUAAAGGUGGGAGACCCCAGGUAGGUGAGGUAACCUGCUUAGGUGGGGUAAAAAAAUAACCCUCCUUUACAUGCAAUCUUACAACCCCGCCAUCCUGGGGUGCAUCAGUUUCUCAAGAUUAUUGAAUGGUCGCUAAGCAUGUAAACAAGAAAAAUGCUGGCAAACCACGUCUACCGUCAAUUGCUGCUCUUGCAGCAACCUUCAGUGUUGUGGCUUUCUAUUGUUACCUUUAAUAAUUAUGUGAAGCCACCUAGAGCCAAAGUGAAUUUUGCGCGAAUUUGAUUUAUCACGAAUCCGACCCCGACUAGCCUGGGUUUCCUCACCUUGAAACGUUGACAUGGCAAAAUUUGACCUCAGCUGAGAGGGUUACCUGGUGUGGCACACCGGGCCACCCACCUUGAAGGGUGACUCCACCUAUCAUGUAGUGAUCAAAUUAAAAUGAGAGAUUAUAUGGACAAGCGGGUUACCCCACCUAAGUGGGUUACCAUUCCUACCUGGGGUCCCCCUCCUCCAUGUAAAGAGGCCCUAAAAGUUAGCCCGGCCCCCUUUCUACAGUUUCAGCAGUUAAACCAUUCACCAUUUAUCAUUUGAGUCAAUUUUGUACCACCUAAGUCUCACUUUUACGACUUGAUAAGCUGUUAUUACUUUUGGACAUGAGUGCUUCAGUGCCAAAUGUAGAGGCUUCAUGAUAAACUGUGCUGUUUUUUUGAAGCUUGGGCUAACUUGUUUCUUUUUUUCGUUUAUGAGAACAGAUCCUUUUUUGCUUGUUUUUGCUUUGUAAAGCUUAGACAAACUGCGGAAAUUGUAAAUGAUAUGACUUGUGCCACGGUGCUUGCUUCUCUGUCAAAACAUGCACUUGCGUCCAGCAGAUAACUGGAUAAAGAGAGACUGAAAGGCAUCCAUGAUGUUAAGCUGAAAAAUUAAUUACCUCUCUAGGAAAGAACUAUUUUGGGUUCUGUCAUUUCGUUAUUUGCUCUUCAUGAAUAGCUGUCAUAAAUCCCUGAUAAUAUGUGAUACAACAGACUCUUUGACAAUUUCUUUUUUCUGAAAUUUUGUGUGUGAAUCGCUAUGCCAUACGCUUUCUUCAGCUUAAAGUGACAUGUAAUGACAAGUAAUACUUGAUAAAUAAGGGUUAAGCCACACAAUAAGGCCUUCUCUAAUUGAAAUACAUUAGAAAAGGAGAAGAGACCCCAGAAGCUCAUUAUGAAGCAAAGACGAGGCCAUCUUAGAAGUGACUUAUGAAAAUGUAGGCGGACUGUGGACUUGCUUUAAGGGCACAGUAAUAAUCAACUUAAUUAUACAAUCAAUAAGCAAAAAUGGAUGGGAAUGCCAGAUGUUUGAGUGAAAUUGUUGUUUACAACCUGAGAAUAGAAUUCAGAGUGAUUUAAGGUAUUAAAUCAUAACAAUAACAAUUUUCAAUCAAAACACCACAGGGACCCCAGCAGGUGAAAUUUGCAAAAAUCAAAUCCUUUUUAGCACGCUUCAGUGGCAUAUUUGCAGUGGGCACCCCCUCUAAUAUUCAUGGUACUGCAAUAAGCUAUCGCUGUGCAAAGUUUGGUGCGUUUGUCAACUCUGUAACGAUCCUGACCCUAAGAGACCUGACUAUUUGUCGCUCUAUAACACGGACAGAGUACAACUAACUAGCUGAGAUGAACACUAAACGACAUUGAGUCCCUCACUUCGCCGCAGAGUUGAGGCUCGCGAUGUGUAGCAACAAUUGAAGAUUUGUCUUUCUUGCUUUUGACGUUAUUUACAAAUAUUCUUUCUUUCCUUCUCUCAUUGCUUUUUACUUGUUAUCAGAUGAUAUCUGGUUGUAGUAGAAUUAUUUAAUGCCUUGUCUUGUCUAAAAAUAGUAAGCGCGUGGUGGACAAUGAGAGGAGAAAAAAGGCGGGAGCCCGGCCUGUUGUUCUGUCUUUUGCAUUCUUAUCGUCCACUGCGCGCUUUCUUAUUUUCCUCUCCCCAGCCUCCUCAAGACACAAGGAGGCUUCUGCAGAUGAAAGAGCGGCAGUAGGGACUUAAAGUAGCGACGUUUUUGAGCGAUGAACGUUAACCGGAAGUUAACCUUUGUCUCUUUUUAUAUGCCUUGACGCUACCAAAUUUGUAUAGCUAGGUGUCUUCUCUCUUAAAGAGACGUUUUGCCCAAACAUUGUUCAUAAUCACGGCGCAACAGUGCAAAAAGUUUACUUCCGAUUGACGUGCGUCGCUCAAAAACGUAGCUGCUUUAAAAACUCGCUAGUCACAAUGGUGGCUGACUUAGUAUGAGUUGACUUACGGUACGGAAAAACGGGCAACAAAAAACGUGCAACUUGUUUUGCAACAUUGCUGCAAAACGAGUUGAAUAGCGAUAUUGUGCGUUUUACCGCCCAUGUUCAAACCGGUUAACAACCUGAUUUGUAGCAAGACAGGUUUUAUUUGGGUGGUAUAACGCACAACAUCAUUAUUCAAAUCGUUUUGCAGCAAUGUUGCAAAACAUGUUGACGUUUUUUGUUGCCCGUUUUUCCGUACCUUAAAGCUUAAGAGUAAGGUUACGUUAUGUCGUGUUCUCUUGUGGUUUACCAUUUUUCGCCACUAAGGUAGUAAAUGAAACUAGGCACCUUAAUUUUCUUCCUUGAAUGCUGAGAGAAUUCCAUGUACUCGGUUUUCCUUCACAAAAUAAGACGCAAAGCAAUAUCAAAGGGAAGGGAAAAAUCAUUUUAAAUAAGUGGAAUAAACCUCAACACUCCUUUAAAAAUUUGCACUUCAUUCUCGGUUCGUUUCCAGCUGAUACCAAUUGGGAUUAAAUGGGAAAAGGCAGUUUUCCGCUUAGAUUUGACGCGUAAAUUGUAAGCUAAUUCACAUGUGCUAAACAUUACUUCCUUUGACAGUGGCCCUUGGAUCCAUUGCUGAACUUCCAGCUGCAAGCUGCGAGGAAAUAAAGAUGAGUGAGGGACAGGUUUUGGCCAGUAAAAAAUACUGGAUGAUUUGUAUGAACCAGGAUAUGGCUGUACUUACUUACUGCAAUAUGACGACGGGAGGUGAGCUUAAUUGCUGGCGAGCCUUUGCGAGCCAACACGCUAAUCUCUACAAUAGCGGGAAAUGCCACAAUUUGUCGGACGUAAGAUUAGAAGCAUGCGCAAUCGAUUGUUUUUUUAUCAUCCGGGGUAUUCACACCUGUGCUAUGACGUCAGGUAAAACGUGCAUGUGGACGAGAUCGAGAGAUUCCGAGUAAAUGUCCAGGGUGCAAGCAGAUUAUAAACGAGGAGAAUGUUUUAUAAUUGCUUAUUAUAACGUUAUUUGCUUUUAAAAAAGCUUGUCCGACUCUAAUUACCAGAUGUCACUUUCAUCUGCUUCCCUUUAUAUAUUUUCAAACUGUAUUCCUCGUAUUUUCUCCCAUCUCUGACGCCAGCGUUAACUUUCAAAUUGAAACUCCUAGUUGUGUACUCGUUUUUCUUAUCACAGAUGUUUGAUCACAAAUUGCUUAAAAUGAUUAAUGAUUAAUUCUCGCAUUAAUGCCCCUUUAAUUAAGUAUGCCCAUUCGAAUAAGUGCGCUUACCUUUAACACCCCUCCCUAUCCUCCUUCCUGAAUUUACGGUUUCACGACAAAGUUGACUGACGAAAGCAAAGAAUAUUAGUGGGAAAACACGCGAUAUAUUACAGAUUUGUUUUUCACUGAUGAAUUGCUGGCACCCUAGUGUUAAAUUGACUUUGAGGAAAGAGGGAACGUUUCCGAUGUACAAUAGGAACUUUAUUACCAACAAUACUAUUUAGUCAUAUUACCGAUAACGCGGAAUCAGGGGGAUCUAAAUGUUCGUUGUCUUCCCGAUAAAAGUGAUAUACCCUGGAGUGUUCAUUCAACAGUUUAAGGUCCCCCUUCCCUGAUAAAGUAAUUGAAAGCCUUAAAUGUCUUUAACAUCUUUUGGUGGCCUUGCUACUAACGAGGAGGUUUCAUGUGAAGUGGAACUAGGAUUAACUGAGGGGGGAGCGUAAUUUUUCUGAGACGCGAAACUUGCACGAGUUCUUGUUGUAAGCAGUUUACCAAACUGGCUUUUUCAGUAUGUAUUGGUUUGUUUUAAUUUUCAGUGCCUCUUAUCAAUUUUACAACAAAAGGAUACACGGGACGAUACUAUUAUUCAAAGAUUCAUAAUUCCGAAGACCGGUGUUUAUCUGAUAAAAGCCUGGGGUGCUCGAGAAGGAACCCACUCGACUAACUAUGGAGAUUAUCCCGGAACUUACUAUGGUGGAAGAGGAGCGAUGAACUUCAAGGAACGUUUGGCUUGAAUGUAGAAACUGUUCUGAAUAUUGUGGUGGGUCAGAGAGGAGGAGACUCAGUGGAAGUGAAAGAAGGACAGUCUACUAACUUGACGGCAGCGCAACUGGAACUGUCUGUAGAGGGCAAUGCUGGUACUUGGGGAGGGGGAGGGAGCUUCGUUUAUACAACAAAUAACGAGCUUUUGUUAGCUGCCGGAGGGGGAGGGGGUGCGUCUAAUGGGUAUAACGGGGUGGAUGGUCAGGCGGGUACCAUUGGCACCAGUAGUGUAGGGAGAGAUUCAAAUGCGAUUGAUGGCGGAGGGACUGGGGACAACCUGGUCAAUGUAACAAUAAUCCCGAGACGGCUGACUACCAUGGGGGAGUGGGUGCAGGUUGCUUGGGGGAAGGGUGCGCCAGAGUCGACCCAGAACAUGGUGAACGGGUUGGAUCACGUGCUCAGGAUUGGGUGGGGGAACGUGCUGGAGGAAUGAAUAGUGGCUAUAACGGUGGGCCACCCCCUGGGGCAGUGGGAGGAUUUGGCGGUGGGGGAGGAGGUUCCGAGGAUAAUGGUGCAUCAGCAGGGGGUGCUGGAUAUUCUGGGGGAGGAAGUGGUUUAUGGAAUUCUCAAGCCGGUGGGGGAGGGGGCUCGUGCUGUAGUGGCUCAACCCGUUUAGGUAUCACUGGAGGUAAUAUGAAUGAUCACGGAAUUGUGGAAAUAUUUGAGUUGUGAAAUAUUGAUAACAUUAAGUUCUUGGCUUUGCUGAUGUUUCACAUGAUACAUCUAGUUAGAUUUUUAAAAAUUUCACUGAUCUUAGAUAGCAGUUGUAACAACUAACAUAAAAUUUGCCUGAAUUUUCAAUAGCCUGACAAAACAGCCGACAACUCGUUUCCACCGCUGGUUCCCCCGCAAAAUGACGUCUGCGAAAAAACUAGUGCAGAAAUUCCAUACUGAUGAUUCUUCAUUACCCAGAUUUGGGUCGUGGUUUUGAUUUGUUGAAGCACAUUUUCAAACGAUCAAAAGCCCUACCCAAAUCUGGCUAGUGAUACGUCAUCAGUGUGGAAUUUCUGCCCUCGUUUUUCAGCCGUCAUUUCGCGGGAAGUCGCUAAAUGUCGGCUGUUUUCUCAGACUAGAUUUUCAAACGUGCAUAUAAUUAAGUCUUUCUUUCUUGUAGACCAUACUAGCUACGUUUUGAACUAAGUAUGACGAAAAAAUGGAUUUGCUUCAAAUUUGCUCAGCGCAAAUAUGAUGCAAAUUUGUGCAAACUGGGGAAUAAAUCUGAGCAAAGGUGGUAAAUGCCGAAUUUGCAUAUCUAUUUACACCCGCGUGUAAAAGGUAUGCAAAAUCGGCAUUUACCACCAUUGCUCAGAUUUAUUCCCCAGUUUGCACAAAUUUGCAUCAUAUUUGCGCUGAGCAAAUUUGAAGCAAAUCCAUUUUUUCGUCCAGUGAGCCAUUACGUCCUCCCCUCUUCCCCCGCUCUUUCAUGAUCCUUGUUUCUUUCUCUCCUCUUUUAUCCUUAAAUAUUUGGCCUUUGAAGUGUCUGUAUGCUUUUUGGACCGAUAAGAACUGUAGUUUUGGCUUUCUUCUGGUUAAAUAAAUCGCAGUUUUUUGUUUUCAAAACCAUCUAGAUAUAUACCGUAUAAGACCUGUAACCCGGUGACAUUCGUUUUAAAAUAGUGCUUCACUAUUCUAGGCGCACCUGAAAUGGUAAUAAGUACAAAUUUAGUUGCGUUAGGGAAACAACCGGGAAACAACUUAGUUUUUAAGGUUGCUUGAAGAAUCGACCUAAAAAAGGCAAAUUCAUUAGUCGUGUAAGAAACUCUUCCCGUCAAUUACAUUCCCUAAGAGCGAUCUAUUGAUCGGUUUCACUGUUCAGUAGUUAGCCUUGCGCAGCUGGCAAAUCUCUCUAGAGAAUCCAUGAUUCGCUUCAAAAUCAUGUUAAAUAAGUGUCAACUAACAAAAUCAGACUAAAUAACUAAGGUACAGGUAAUCUUGUACAAUUUACCAAUAAAUAUACAAGAUAGGUGUCCAUUUAACACUCUUCAAACUAGUUUAGUUUUAUCUGUAAUACUGAGGGAUGUAAAACAUGUAACACUAUGGUGCGCAAUGAAUAUGUGGCGAAUAUUUAUAAAUCUACUGCAGUGUUUAGAAUUCUCAAUAAAGCGUAUAUAUUUACUGAUAAUUUAUGUUGCAUGGUAUUGUCUGUGAAUCAGCACUUAUUGGGACGUAGUAAUUUUAACAUCAAGGCUCGAUAUUUAAAGAAAUUGAAUAUAUGGGUAACCUGUUGCAGAGUGUGAAGCAAAAUCCAGUUUUAUGGAUUUGGAACUUGCUAUCUUAUGACAAUUUUUUGGUUUAUGCCAUGACUUUUUUUAGAGAAACCCAUGUCCAGGGUUCUCGUUUUCAUUUAAAAAAUGUUAAUAAAUCAUUUUCCAGUCGACUCUCUCUUAACGGACACCAUGCUUUAUGGACGGGGGGGAGUGAGGGGUAGUCCUCGAUUAUAUAAGGCAGCCUUGCAAAGGGCAGGGUUUUUUGUGCCAUUUUGGUCAGUAAACGGGUGUAAAUUUCCCCCAUUGUGAUCUGAAACAGAGAAUGGUUCGCAAGACAAUCACAAAGAGUAUGUUAAAACACUUUUGCCUAAAACUUAAAAUGUUCAGAAAUUCCAUACCGGUGAGGUGUCACCAACCAGUUCUGGGUAAUGUUUAUGAUUAGUUGAAGCAAAUUUCCCCGCGGGGCAUGACCAAUCAGAAGUACUGCCCAGAUCUGGAUAGUGAUACGUCUUCUGCAUGGCGGGAAUUUCUGCGGUCUUUCAUACCCACAAUCGGUGACAAAAUUGUUGAGACAUUGCACUUAAAUAGGGUGACUUCGGAGAACAAAAGAAUCCUCCCCUGUCCCCUCCAUUCAAAGGUGGGUUGUUUGUUGUCUUCUAUAGGUAGCUAGAACAAGGGCCCAACAUUAUACGGAGGGGAUGGGGGAGGAAAGCUAUAUUUCCUCCUUUUGAAGUUCAUAAAACGUAAAAAAGCCUACUUUUGGGCGAAGUGUCUCAACUCAUUUUGUCGCCGAUUGUAGUCUCAUUCUCGUCCCCAGAGCCUCCUGGGGGCCUGAGCAUAAGGACAGGGAGGCUCUGGGGACACAGGAUUUGAAGUCCUAGAUUUUAGUACUUCCAAUCAUUUUUGAUUAUCUACAACAUUUCUGAUAACGUUCACUUGCUCUUGCCGAAGUGUCAAUGACUGUUAAUUUAUGUGAUUCAAAGCUUUCAAAAGAGAAUCCCCCAACUUAAUUUUGAAUCGGAAAUGACCGCAAGUCCUAAAAUCUAGGACUUCAAAUCCUGUGAAUCCUGUGUCCCCAGAGCCUACUGGUCCUCGUGCUCAGGCCCUCAGGAGGCUCUCGGGACGACAAUGCCUAGUCCCAGUUCGGUGUCUUCCCAGGCCUUCUCGGUCAGUGCAUUUCGGUGACAUAUCGGAGACGAACGUGACCCGAAACGCAUAAGUCGAGGGGAAUAAUGAUGUGUAGGGACUAGGCAACGCUCGUUCCGUUCCGUCAUUUCGCGGGGAAACCGUACGGGUGAUGGUGUCGCAAAAUGUUGGCCAUUUUCUCAGAAGUUCAUUUGCGUGAGCUUGAGAAUCUCAGGCUAUACGCAAAUGAGUUAUAGCUAGCCAGUCAGUGUAGCGAACGAUGUUUUCACUCGCGAGGCAAAAAACAAAAUGCUACUUCAAUGCCUAAAAGUACAGUCCUAAUGUCUAUGGACGUUACUAGUCUCUACACCAACAUACCACACGAAGAGGGUGUAGCCACCGUAUGUCACGCAUACGAAGAUUUUUAUGGAGACAAAGCCCCUAUACCCACCAAGUACCUUAGAGAAAUGCUCUACCUUAUAUUAACAGAAAACUCGUUUCAAUUUUGCGGUAGCAACUACCUACAGCACCCAUGGAACAGCUAUGGGAACAAAGAUGGCGGUUGCUUUUGCAAACAUCUUCAUGGCCAGAAUAGAAAAACAAAUAUUGAGUCAGAGUUGCAUCAAACCGCUUUUUUGGAAAAGGUAUAUUGCGAUGUGUUUUCGCUAUGGAACACAAGUCUAGACAAAAUAGAAAGUUUUGUGAAAAAGGCAAAUAACUUUCACUCUACGAUAAAAUUCACGGCUGAGAUGUCAGAAACAGAGAUCACGUUCUUGGACACAAAAGUGUACAAAGGAGUAAGAUUCGAUGAGGAAUCAAUCCUAGACGUGCAAACACAUUUACAAACCAACAGAAACAUUCCAGUACGCGAACUUCUACUCAUGUCACCCACCAGGCAUGAAAAAAGGCUUCAUCAAAGGAGAAGCGCUCAGGCUUCUAAGGACUAAUUCCUCGCAGAUCACAUUUGAGAGGAAUAUCAGAAAUUUUCACAACCGCCUGUUAGAAAGAGGCUACCCUGCCGCUUUUUUAAAAUAGUACCUCUCUAAGGUAAAAUUUGCUGACAGGAAAACAGUCCUACAACAGAGAAACAAAUCCGCACGCAAAAAACUUCUACCUUUUGUUACACAAUACCACCCGGCUUUACCUAGCCUGAAGAAAAUACUUAUGGGUAAGUGGCACCUUAUACAAAACCAGCAACGACUAAGAGAAAUCUUUAAGGAGCCUCCCCUCAUAUCUUAUCGCAAGGGAAAAUCUCUCAAAGACCUACUAGUUAGAGCGAAGCUCUGAAGGUCAUACUGCUUCGAAUACAACUUAGUGCAGGAGUCGUGUGAUGCCCGUCGCUUAUUUUUAACCAUCAAAAAUGACGUUUUUUCCAUGUGAGUUAAACUAUACGUUUAGUCAAACCUCUGGAGCCCAGCGGUGUGUGCCGAGUCUCGCUCCAAGUUGCCCGCCUUUUAUAACACGGGUCAGCAGUCCGAAAACUUGAAUAGAAUAACUUCGUAACUUAUAUUUCAUUGUCACCGAAGAAAGCACAAAAAUAGAAAGGGAAAAAGCAAGUAAGCUUAAGUUGCACUUUUAGUUAGAGCUGAGUUUGAGAUUCUUCACACUGGCCAUUUCACUCACAUUUUUGUCGUUUUCAUCGGAGUGCUUCAGGGAUCAUGAAAAGACUGUUGAGUGCUUGUUCCUACCCCCCGGGUUUUAGAGCUAUUUUUUUAGAAACAAGGUAAAAGAUGAUUUCUUUAAUGCAUGACCAGAAUUAAAAUACCCCAUAUUCUCUGGUGCUCUCUGUAAGCACAUGUGCCCCACAAUGGCUUGUCUGGUCAUUUUGUUACUGUGCUGUUCCUGUGUGCAAUCAUACGGAGGAAAAUCAUACAAGUCAAUUUUUUUCGUUGUUUCAUACCGUAUUUGCAGGAACACGGUUGUGUUGAGAUCCAGAAAUUUUGCUACCAUGGCAACGUGACACAACGGCUUCUCCUCUCUGUCGACUUUCAGUUGAAUCUAAUAACCAUUGCUUGGCUAUUUUAGAUACAAAUGCACUCGCGGCUGGUUAAUUUGUCAAAUAUUCUUACAAACAGAAAAUGUUUACCAUGAUCUUGGGUAAUAGGCUAAAUACUUGCCCAGAACGUUAAUCUAACUUCAAAGAAACGCUCAGUACCCUUUUGGAAAUCUUAACAAGAUUCUGAUCUAUUAUUUCAUGUGUUGCGUAAUGUUUUGUUUCCUCUUUUUUUUUUUCGUUUUUUCCUACCAUAUUUGCAGGAACACGGUUGUGUUGAGAUCCAGAAAUUUUGCUACCAUGGCAACAUGACACAACCGCUUAUAGUAGUAUAGGAGGGAUGAAAUUAUCCCCUUUUUUGGGGGAGGAUUCUCAUUAAGGUGGGGAGGAACACAUUAACACCGAUGACGUCAUAGGCUAUUGUCCUCAUCUCAUGAAUAAAAUGUGGUGGAUUUAAUUAAGUAUACUGGUUUGACCGGUUUGUCAGGGUCUAUUUUUAGCCUGGUUGAUAUAACUGGUUUAUUUUUGUUUUAUGACAUAACCUAUUGUCUUGAUCUCAUGAAUAAAAUGUGGUGGAUUUAAUUAAGUAUGCUGGUUUGACCGGUUUGUCAGGUUCUAUUUUUAGCCUGGUUGAUAUAACUGGUUUAUUUUUGUUUUAUGACAUAACCUUUUGUCUUGUACUCAUGAAUACAUUCUUUUCUCCCGUCUCUGUCAAAAAAGAUUGUUGAGAUCCAGAAAGUUUGCUACCAUGAUAACGUGACGUCACACUUCUCUCUAGUUAACGUAACACUGAAAUAAAUCAAGGUGAAGCUUCUGCUAUGUCAACUGACACUUAAGCGCGGUUUUAAGUUUAGUGUUGUAAAACCGAAAACAACGUUUUAUCUAUUUCUAAAAAAUCUAAAACUUAAAGAAAAAACAUUUAAAAAAUACAAACUAAAUACAAACAGUCAAAAACAUGAAAAUUUGCAAGCAGUGAAAAUAUGGCUUCACAAUUAUGAGAUAAUUUUUAAGGUUUUUUGCCAGAUUGAAUAUAAAUACUGACGUACUUUGAUUGAUACCAUUUUUGGAAAUGAAAGGCUUAAAGCAAUGUAAAUGAUUAUUAUAAUCAAUCUCUUGAAAAGAUGAGUAAAGGUAAAAUACUUUGUAUAGACCGGGAAUAAAAUGAAGGGGAAUAAAUUAGUAUCUAUGUCGUAAUAACCUAUUGUCUUGAACUCAUGAAUAAAUUGCCGUGGAAUAAAUUAACGUCGCUGACGUCAUAGGCUAUUGUAUUGAUCUCAUGAAUAAAAUGCGGAGGAUUCUCAUUAACUGAUCAUUAUCCAGAAAAACCAGUUCCAAAAACAGGUUUUUUCGCAAUACCAUUUUGAACUCGCCUAGACUUGCCCCAUUGUUUUCACAAAACCUUCGACACUGAUUGGUUAAUGAAGAAUCUAUUCUAUCUUUCAAAUAAAAGCGGGCUCUCCCUUCAGCAUUUUAUUAUUGUCACAAACUCCAGUAACUAAUAUUUUUGAGCGGAUAGCUUCCAAACAUACUAGUCAACGGUCAGAAAACAGUACUCGACUUAAAACUAUUCACUGUGACCAAAGAUAAAUAUUUUUAUUCUACAAAACCAUUGAUUCUGUUUUGUCAAUAUAAUUCAACCUUCAAACGUUUCUAGACUGUGGUAUCGAAACAAAACGAACGCAAGCGAACUGUAUUUUAUUAUUCAUCGCAAACUAAUUUAAUAUACACUGAGCCAACAUGAACGCUUGUCGCAUAAAUUAUCCACGGGAAUCAACUCAAUUAUAUAUAAACAAUGGUGGGAUUAAUACGCGCGUGCUACAACCAGACUACACCUUUGUUUCGGUUAAAAAAUACAUUUAUUGAUAACAAAACCAUCAAAGUGUUACAACAAUAGAUUAAUAGACAGAGUUCCGGCUUAGUCUUCGGGAACAGUUUGUUUGACAAACAGUCGAUUGAGUAAGAAUUUCCGCUUAUCGAUGGCAAGUUCUGUCGAUUCCAGCCAGUCAUAUCCUUCUGUGUCUUUGAGAUCUUGGCGGCUUUCCAUCACUUUUCGGAAUGUCGGAUCUUUCUUCCUUGCAUGCAUGCACUGUAAAAACUCUAAGAACACUUUUCUCAAUUCCUUUCUAUAUACUGGAAGCAAAGCAUUUUCAGCUUUAAUGCGGGCCACUUCAGGCGACUCUCCGUUUUGUUCAUACUCGUUGAUCAGAGCUUCGAGCUGGGCUUCGUGGCGAUUACAAACUUCAUUUUGAAUGCGUGACCAAGGAUCUACAUGCUCCUCCUCCUCCUCUCCGGAAGAGUCCAUUUCUUCGCUAGAUUGAGAUCUUUGAGAUGAUUGUUCGCUUUCUUGUGAGCUUUCAAUAUCGUCGUCAUCAUCUUCAAAAUUUCCAUAUCCUUUUUGAACGAAAUGAUUAUAAUUGCUGAACAUUGUGAUCCGAACUGCACGAGGUUUAAGAACUGACUGAAUCAGAAACAGCGGCUUACUUCUUUUAUAGCUAUCGAUGGAGGCACGGCUGCAAAGCACAACGGAACUCUAUGAACUUUCAUUGUACCCCUCCUGUACCCCUCCUGUGCCCUUCCUGUACCCCUACUGUAUCCAUCCUGUACCCUUCCUGUACCCCUACUGUACCCCUCCUGCACCCCUACUGUACCCCUCCUGUACCCCUACUGUACCCUUCCUGUACCCCUACUGUACCCUUCCUGUACCCCUACUGUACCCCUCCUGUACCCCUCCUGUACCCUUUCUGUACCCCUACUGUACCCUUCCUGUACCCCUACUGUACCCUUCCUGUACCCCUCCUGUACCCCUACUGUACCCUUCCUGUACCCCUACUGUACCCUUCCUGUACCCUUCCUGUACCCCUCCUGUACCCCUGAAUUCUCUUAAGUACUCCCCACCAUUGUAAAAUAACUAUAUAUUAAAUGAUUCUGUUAACUGUGAGUCAUUUUUCAUAAGCAGUCAUGCCUCGAACGUUUCCUCGAAUUUGUCCACUAUGUGGCAAACCUGGUGUGUCCAACUUGAGUUCUCAUCUUGAAAUUGUCCAUGACUUAACCGGGCUAAGACGAACACGACUCUUAAAAGAAGCUAAGGUUUCUUGGGAAUCAAAAAGAGAAUAUAUUUCUACAAGCGUCGACUUACCUCGUUGUUCAUCUAGUUCCACGAGAAAAAUAUGUGAACCAAGAAAAAAAAGAAGACCAGUGAAUGAAACGCCGAAAACUUCUUCUACUGCGAAGAAGGUAAAGCUUUCCCGUGAUGUUUCCUUGGCAACCGAGCCUUAUCCAGAUUUUAUGUUUCGCCAUAAGUUCUCACUCUUUGUGGUUGGACCAAGUCAAUCAGGGAAAACAGUUUUCGUAGAACAGAUGCUAACGAGAGAUCGUAUUGUCUACGAAACCAACAAGCCCCGUCGCAUUUUAUGGUAUUACAGUCAGUGGCAAGAUAGAUACGAAGCUUUGAAAUCGGCGAUCGGAAAGGACAUUAAAUUUUUUCGUGGCCUUCCCACAUUUCAAGAGGAUCUGCGAGAAAUUGACCCAAAAUACAACAACGUUACAAUCUUUGAUGAUCUAAUGGCAGAAGCGAUCGAGAGCCCCAUCGUUUCUCGGUUGUUUACCCAAGGUCGCCAUAGAAAUGCCAGCGUCAUACUGCUCCUUCAGAAUAUUUUCCCCAAGGGAAAAUUUAACACCGAUAUCAGUCGGAAUGCACAGUACAUGGCUCUUUUCCGAAGUCCUAGCGAUCGGAAACAAAUCGGAAUUGUUGCUGAGCGUAUGUUUGAUAAGAACCGCCAACGAUUCAUGACAGCUUAUUAUCAUGAAACAGAGAAGCCUUACGGUUACAUCUUUGUAGAUAAUAAACCGGACACGGCGGCAAAUAAGCAAGUAUUGAGUGACAUUUUCGGCUCUUGUCGUCGAUAUCCGACUAUUAACAAAACAUUGCCUGCGAAGCUAGAUCAGCAGUAAAAUCGCCUCCUGUAGUCAAAUCUUCCCCGCCAAUUGUAAAAAGGUCACGGCCAUUUCCUUUUGAUGCAGUCUGGUCUGAAGCAGCCUAUCCCGUUGUACAAAAUUAUAUGCAAGGAGCGCCCCGAUGCCAAACCCUACCAAAAGACUUUGGGAUCACGGAAAUGUACCGCAUUGCCAGACAUCUUUAUGAUCCGUAUCUUCCAUCGUACUCGUAUGGAAAUUACUGGCCUGUGAAAAUAAGACACUAUUGCGAUGGAAAAUCGAAAUGGAUUUAUUUACACAAGGACGAUCCCAGCGUAAGAUCUUUCCUAGAAAAGAACCAAACGAAUGCUCGAUAGACCAAUAACAAAUUAAUUAAACGGUUGUCGAUGCACUUUGCAGUGGAGUAUUUUAUUUUUCAAUAGACCUAACAAUUGUGUAUGAAACGGUACCUAAUCUUUUUGUUAGAGGACUUAAGGUGACUCGACCCAGUUUUUUGGGGGGUACCAUCCUACUUUGAAGCUCUCUGGUAUCCCCACCUUUACUUUUAUCGUAAGUCUAACACAUAGAAUGGAUAACAUAUAGAUCAAUCCACAAUAUAACGUAAAAUUUUUGGCGAUCGGAGUAAAUGUCACGUGGUUAUAAUGCCACGCCCCUUUGAGGUCUGAGUCGAAAAUCUGCUGUUGCCGGCAUUUUUUUGUGAAAAUCUCUCGGCUACACAUAGUGCGCAUUAGUGCCUUGCGCUGAAAAGAGUUUCACCAAAAUAGCAAAGACCCAAUUCGAGAAAUUCAGCGGUUUCCAAAUUUAGGUCAUAAUUUAUGCGAAAAUGAUAAGCAAACUUUACACGAUUAUAUCUAAUAAACUAUGAGACCGAUCACUUUAUUUUGGGGAUCGUUAUAACAGAUGGGUCCUUGCAAGUCAGCAAAAAGCUUUAGAGCCUUGUAAAUGCGCUCGAUUUUGAGCAAAGCAAACAUAUAGAAAUUAUAGUUUUCGCAAUUUGUUGACGUUUAUCAGCGUUUAAGAGUCCUUCUCACGAAAAAAGCAUUUUCUUAAAAAAUCGUAAUUUUUUUUCCUUCAAAUUUUUUCAGGGCCACAAUUGAUUAACUAACUACCCGGACUGUGAAUUUCUUGGUCAUUGAAAAACUGUGACAUUAUUUUCUAUAAGCCCAAACUUGAGUAAACAUUGAAGAUUUUAAGCGUUUUGGCUGAGUUUGUGCCUUGGGAGUUGUCUAUUGUUUCUAGUCUGUCAUGAUACAGCAUUCUUGUUCAGCGCGCGUGCAAUGACCACGCUUGGCUGACUUGCGAAUGCUCACCGAGAUAUGAUAAUUUAGUAUGAGAAAAUAGAAGGGAUUCCCGUCACGAGUUAUUUUAAUUAUUGGCUUGCAUUAAACCUAUGAAAAAAUGAUAUUUUUUUAAUAGUAAGUAGAUUUAGUGUGUAGCACUUCUUGAUUUUUUUUGCAAAGGCACAAGAAGCACGAGAAUUGAUUGAGAAUUGUGAGUUAAACCUCUAUGUAUCACACGAUGGCCUGUCUCACUGUACCACAAUUAUCAUAUCUCGGUGAGCAUUUGCAAGUCAGCCAAGCGCGGUCAUUGCACGCGUGCUGAACAAGAAUGCUGUAUCAUGACAGACUAGAAACAAUAGACAACUCCCAAAACGCUAAAAAUCUUCAAUGUUUACUCAAGUUUGGGCUUAUAGAAGAUAAUGUCACAGUUUUUCAAUGACCAUGAAAUUCACAGUCCCGGUAGUUAGUUAAUCAAUUGUGGCCCUGAAAAAAUUUGAAGGAAAAAAAACUACGAUUUUUUAAGAAAAUGCUUUUUUCGUGAGAAGGACUCUUCAACGCUGACAAACGUCAAUAAAUAGCAAAAACUAUAAUUUCUAUAUGUUUACUUUGCUCGAAAUCGCGCGCAUUUACAAGGCUCUAAAGCUUUUUGCUGACUUGCAAGGACCCAUCUGUUAUAACGAUCCCCAAAAUAAAGUGAUCGGUCUCAUAGUUUAUUAGAUAUAAUCGUGUAAAGUUUGCUUAUCAUUUUCGCAUAAAUUAUGACCUAAAUUUGGAAACCGCUGAAUUUCUCGAAUUGGGUCUUUGCUAUUUUGGUGAAACUCUUUUCAGCGCAAGGCACUAAUGCGCACUAUGUGUAGCCGAGAGAUUUUCACAAAAAAAUGCCGGCAACAGCAGAUUUUCGACUCAGACCUCAAAGGGGCGUGGCAUUAUAACCACGUGACAUUUACUCCGAUCGCCAAAAAUUUUAUGUUAUAUUGUGGAUUAAUCUAUAUGUUAUCCAUUCUAUGUGUUAGACUUACGAUAAAAGUAAAGGUGGGGAUACCAGAGAGCUUCAAAGAAGGAUGGUACCCCCCCAAAAAAACUGGGUCGAGUCACCUUAAGCAUGAUUGUUUAAUUUGCGAGAGCACAAAAGAGGCAUGAGUCAGAUGCAAAUUACUACUGGUUAACAAAGCGUGUAACAAGACAUCAAGAUAAAGUAAUUUUAUAGAGAGAGCACUGUUUGCAAUAGAUUGAAAUAAAGAGUUUGAGCUCCAUUUUUUGCGUCUGAGUUUUGUUUAUAACCGAAUUUUUAGUUAGGCAAGCGAACUUGUUUCCUUAGCAAAGCGAUUGCAAGAGUAAUAUGCUGAACGGAGAGCGCACUUUUAUUUGGAAGAUAGAAUAGAUUCUACAAUCACCGCACUAUGAAUAAAGACAAAAGACUCUUGCGUCAUCGACGCUAAUUUAUUCCACCGCAUUUUAUUCAUGAGUUCAAGACAAUAGGUUAUUACGACAUAGAUACUAAUUUAUUCCCCUUCAUUUUAUUCAUGAGUACAAGACAAUAGAGUAUUACGACAUAGAAGCUAAUUUAUUCCACCGCAUUUUAUUCAUGAGUUCAAGACAAUAGGUUAUGUCAUAAAACAAAAAUAAACCAGUUAUAUCAACCAGCAUAAAAAUAGAACCUGACAAACCGGUCAAACCAGUAUACUUAAUUAAAUCCACCACAUUUUAUUCAUGAUAUGAAGACAAUAGCCUAUGACGUCAUCGGCGUUAAUGUAUUCCUCCCCACCUUAAUGAGAAUCCUCCCCAAAAAAACGGCCUAACCGGUGUACCCUCUACUACUGCAUAUCCUCUCUGUCGACUUUCAGUUGAAUUUAAUAAUCAUUGCUUGGCGAUUUUAGAUGCAAAUGCAUUCGCAGCUGGUUAAUUUGUCAGGUAUUCUUACAAACAGAAAAUGUUUACUAUGAUCUUGGGUAAUAGCUAAAGUACUUGCCCAGAACGUUUAAUCUAACUUCAAAGAAACGCUCAGUCAUCUUUGGAAAUCGUAACAAAAGGUCUACUUGGGAGUUAGGGGUGGGAGGAAGGCACAUGAAAUGUCCGAAUUCGCCUUAUGAAAAUACGAAACACAAUUUAGUAAACAUGAAAACUUGAUCGACGGGCCACCUGUAUCUUCCAUGCACUCGAUUAGCCUCACGACGUUUUUUGUUUGUUUUUGUUUGAAUGAAUUGUCCGAAUUUUCGUGAGCUUCUUAAAUUAGUAGGAAACAGUGUUUUUAAGGAUCUGCUCGAUCGAUAGCAAAAUAUCCGAGUUACAGAAAGAGAAACCUCUAAAGAUUCUGAUCUAUUAUUUCAUACAUAAUUUUUCUUUAUAGCAAAAGUUAAUAUCCGGUUUUUCAUUAGCUAUAUCUUAUAAAAUAAGGCCUCCCUUCUUUUCAGCUGUCUGUAGUUUUGCCAAAAUCUUUAACUGAACUGAAAUCUAUUGACUUUCAGUUUAAUACUCGUUUGCUGGGUCAGUUUACAUUGCAUUAUGCUCGCUGUUGGUAAAAAUUUCCUUACAAACAGAAAACGGUUACCACGAUCUCGUUGAGUAAUAGCUAUAGGGAACAUUGGACUAAUGAAUUUUUAAUAAUAUCUUGUCAAAACGAGUAUUCGGGGUAGGGGCUAAAAAUGUCGAAAGCUUGCCUCUAUUACUUCUUUCCCAAAUUUACCCGUAUGAAAAUAGGCAACAAAAUUCAACAAAUAUAAAAAAUUGAAUGAGAUAAAAAAAAAAAAUAGAUAUAUUUGCUCUAGUUAAUUCUAGUUAAUACAUUUCAAACUAACCAAAAUAAAAUUCGUUGGUGUGCGCUUGAAGCACAGAGGGUAAGACUGAUGUCUCUUCGUCUCUCGUUAAACGAGAAAAUAGUCGACAGGAGUAAAAGCGACACAGUGAACAUGUUUUAUAAACAUAAACACUAUGCUUCUGCAUAUGUGCAUACAGUUUUUCCUUCAGUUCUUUCCUGCUUUUCCCUCCAAAUCAGCAAAGGUAGUCGAUGGAUGAAAUGAAAUUGAACGCUUGUGCUGAGAUCAAUAACAAACAAAACUAUUUGCCUUCUUAUUUUUUAUUGAAUUUGGUACUGGAAAUAACAUGAGCGAAGAAUAAUUCCUUACGAAAAAUAGUAAACAAAUUUAAAGAUAAAAGUAAAAGGACUUAUUCGGAUUAUUUGUUUCAUUUGUUAUAACUUUUCUCCAGCUGGAGCGAUUCCGCUCACUUAAACAUGGAACACCCACGCAUCAUCUUUCUAAAAAGUGUUUUCGGAUAGUCAAAUUUAAGGAAAGGAAAGAAGUCCAUUCGAUUACAAAAAACUACCGCACAGUCAACUUACGUAUGAUGGAAAACUUAAGCGAAGCGGGUUCAGUUCUUUUCCGAAACAUAAAACGAUUUUUAAUAGGGCCGGAAUAACAUCAUCCAGGUACGUUUUGGAAGUAUAUAAAUCAGUUGUCGAAUUGGAGGCAAAAUCUUGUUUCUCUUGAUAAGAUAUUUUCAAACUAGCAAAGAAUGACCAGUCACUUGUUUUUCUUAAGUGAGGCGUUACAACCAGUCUAAGCGGCCUCAUAUUCGUUAAUAAAAGAAAAAUACAUGAAAAUAAAUUUAUAUGCUAGUUACUACUGGUAUCACAUUUAAAUUUGCAUUUCUGCAUGACAUUGUGUAAUACGGAGUGAAUUCAUUUUUAUUUAGAACCCCGAGGCCUUGAUGUAUAUAUUGACCUUGCUAGCGCUAUCGCUCGGUUAAUACAUCUUCUUUAGUUCUUCAGACUAAAAAAAAUCUUUUAGGCUUUUGUGGAUAAAAUUUCUAUUAUAAGACACCAGAAUUUUCCUAUCUACGUGGUGUGUACUGCUCGUUACACCUGCGGGAAUACUGAAAUGGAUCCGAUAUCGAAACGAUUCAAUUUCGAAGGAUAAUUCAUUCAUGAUAGAAUGGGCGUGCGCCUUGUUUUACGUUAACUGAUACGAAAAACAGGCAAAAUUGACAUUUCAAGCAAUUGCGUUUUCUGCCCUUCUUUAUAAAAUAAAUAACACUACUGCAUGAUCAGAGCUGAAAUACUCCAUUCUCUGUUACUCCCUGUAAGCACAUGCGCCCCACAAUGGCUUGUCUGGUCAUUUUGUUGAUGUGUUGUUUCUCCGUCCUGUUUUGUUACCGCUUUUUUUUUCGUUUUUUUUUCUACCAUAUUUGCAGGAACACGGUUGUGUUGAGAUCCAGAAAUUUUGCUACCAUGGCAACGUGACACAACGGCUUGUCCUCUCUGUUGACUUUCAGUUGAAUUUAAUAAUCAUUGCUUGGUGAUUUUAGAUGCAAAUGCAUUCGCAGCUGGUUAAUUUGUCAGGUAUUCUUACAAACAGAAAAUGUUUACUAUGAUCUUGGGUAAUAGCUAAAGUACUUGCCCAGAACGUUUAAUCUAACUUCAAAGAAACGCUCAGUACUCUUUGGAAAUCGUAACAAAAGGUCUACUUGGGAGUUACGGGUGGGAGGAGGGGACAUGAAAUGUCCGAAUUCGCCUUAUGAAAAUACGAAACACAAUUUAGUAAACAUGAAAACUUGAUCGACGGGCCACCUGUAUCUUCCAUGCACUCGAUUAGCCUCACGAAGUUUUUUGUAGCUUUUGUUUGAAUCAAUUGUCUGAAUUUUCGUAAGCUUCUUAAAUUAGUAGGAAACAGUGUUUUUAAGGAUCUGAUCGAUCGAUAGCAAAAUAUCCGAGUUACAGAAAGAGAAACCUCUAAAGAUUCUGAUCUAUUAUUUCAUACAUAAUAAUCUUUAUAGCAAAAGUUAAUAUCCGGUUUUUCAUUAGCUAUAUCUUAUAAAAUAAGGCCUCCCUUCUUUUCAGCUGUCUGUAGUUUUGCCAAAAUGUUUAAUUGAACUGAAGUCUAUUGAGUUUCAGUUUAAUACUCGUUUACUGCGUGAGUUUACAUGGCAUUAUACUCUCUGUUGGUAAAAAUUUUCUCUCAAACAGAAAACGGUUACCAUGGACAGACACCUCAGUUACGAACUUUAAUUACAUCAUUAAAUUUUACCUAUAUAGUAAAUGAGGGCUAAACUAAGCAAAUGUAAAUUUACAUGGCAGCAUCCUUCUUUUCUAUGCUACUUCUACGCUGGCUGGUAACUUAAUUUAAAAUGCUUGUUUGUAAUAGUCGUUGGGUAAUUAACAUUUCGCAAUUUUUAGCAGUUAACUUUUUCAGUAAGAUGCGAAGAUCAUGAAAGCCUUUUAUCAGAAUGCCCUGUUCAACGUCGCAGUGCUGCGGUGGCGAAAAGCUGCAUUUCUUUUCAACAGCCAAGUAUAUAUAUUCACCAUUCAACAAGAGACAAACUCUAUGAAUUCCGAUGUCCUCAACCGGCCUAAUGGACACCUCCAAAAAUUUUAAAAUAUGUUUCGAUUGAUACGUUACUGAGGUCAACUAUUAGCAUCGGUAUAUAGUUUUACCUUUAGCAGCAAGAAUAAAGAUAUAUUGUUAAAUAACCUUCAGUCCAAAAAAAUAUAGUUCUUAUCAUCAAUUAACAAGCGGCACCUGAACGUCCCACAUAUUAAACAAACUGGUACCAAAAAAAAAAAUGCAGAAUCUGAUGGCGUUAUUGUGACAGCAAUUAGCGCAAGGAGAAAAAACAGAGAUGUUUAAAAUUCAUCAUAGUUUUAAUUUAGCAGUCAGCUCGCUUUUACUGCAAAUACUGCUGGAUCGUUUAAGGUCAACUUAAUUUCGUGUAUGAUUAUCCUGCGAAUACAGCCAUCUCUGGCGAGGUGCGAGGAUACAAGGCUCUAUUAAUAGAAAUUAGUGGCGUUUUCAGCAUUGUUCGCCAAAACGGCAACGAGCUUUUUAAUAUUUUCCUUUCCUCUACAUUGGCAGGACACUGAAGUCAAUCACUGAAAGGACACGCGUCAAUCGAGCUCAAAGUAUUAAUUAACUUGUCAUAUUACAAAAUUGUAAAUAUGUUUAUGAAACCUACAAAUUCUACCCGGGAACUUCCUUUACGUAGACACACCCUGUUCACGAAAAUAAUGCUGUAAUAUUGCAGAGAUAAGUAACAUGAUUUCCUCACUCAUUUUCUGCUUCGUCGUUGGCGCGGUUUUAACAGCCGAAGAAGACUCUAGAUCUGCCUACAUCAAAACGCAAGAGAACAAGCGUUUACAUGGCUAUGUUGUCAAGAGAAUUGAUUCUACGGAUGAAAUGUCGUGCAGUCAAGCGUGUUUAAGACAUUCUUGGUGUACCUCUUCUAACUUCAAAGAGUCCUCGGGCAAUUGUGAACUGAACAAGCAUGAGUCCUCUACAACUGAUGAUGACACCAAGCUCACUGAUAAUCCAGGCACAACGUUUUCAAUGUUUCUUAAGGUAAGAAAAGUUCUGAAUUUUCAUUGCUUGGACAACAAGGGCGUGCGUGUGCAGACGAGCCUUAUUUCCGCGUGCAAGAAGAACUAGACUCCUGCACCCAGGAUAAGGCAACAACUGUUAAAGCGAAGCUAAUUAAAAAAAUAGAAAUUUGGUAAAACAGUAAAUUCGAGUUGUUGUAAAAAAAGCGCACGCAUUUCAGUCAUGUUUCGUAUGGAAGCGAGCCAUGUUUUCCCUUUCCCAAAUUUUUCAGUUCCGCAAAAUCAUUAUCAAAGGCAAUGUUUUCUUCCCUAACAAGAGGCUUACAUGUUUUGAAAAUAAAGUUAAGAGAAGUAUAGACUGCAAACAACCAUAAAUGUUAAAAAAGAUGAACGCAGAGGCAACAAUUUAUCAGUGGAAUUUUUAUGUUCAACAUUAGAGUUGCUUUGUGCCGUUAAAAAUGUUGAGGGAUCAGUCUAGCUACCUGCAAGAAUCCGUCGCUAGUACGUCGCCCUCCACUGCGCGAGAAAGACUGGCUAAAACAUGGCCUUUCUGGUAUAAAAAGCUGUAGGAAGUCGAUGGAAAACGAUGUAUAUAAUUUUAGCUUAAGUAACAUAUGAACAUUUUCCUCAGGGCUGCCUAAUGGCUGGAUGCCUUAACGGAGGUUCUUGUUUGUUCGACGAAGGGAAAGAUGCGUUUGCUUGUUCAUGCAGUCCGCAAUGGAGAGGAGAAAAAUGCGAAAUGGGUAGGUCGAAACUGUUUUUGUUCCUUAAGUACCAUAGACACUCUAGGAGAAGAGUGGAAGACGUACCCGGCUGAAAACGAAAUCACACAACUUUCUAUACUUUAUACAUGGCAAAUGUUUUUAGAAGCCAGGAAAGAGUUAUAAUCUGCUGACUGGUUUUCUCUGGCAAUGCAGUUGAUAUACAGUUCUCAGGGAUUAAUUUACAUCCCUCGUAAUAUAAGAAAAGUAUGUAACGGUAUGAGACUUUGGCGUUUACCAUUAGCCUCGCGGAAUGUGGAAAAGACAUUGCAUUGGAUCUGGUAAAAUUUUGUGUGACGCUCAAAUUAAGGUAAGUGAUACCUAACACUUGGAUCAACUCGACAACUACUGAACACAUAACGGACGUUUUUAUAUAGAGAAUUUGCAUCCAUAUCCAUCAAUUAGAUAAUUAUUUUUGCUUUAGAGGAAGUCUCCCUAAAAGCGGUCCACUCGAUUUCGCGACAAAAAAUAGUUUUCCCUUAUUUUUUUGUCGGCGAAGAGGCUUUAGUAGGUAUGUACUAAAAUCGCUAUUCUUAUUCUUAGCUCUGCUACAAGCCAAAAACGAGUUGAGUCCGUCUCAGCCUCUCAGAGAGCGAUUCAAAGACUAAAAUUGAUGGAUUUUGAAAAGAGCGUUGCAAGCAAACGAAUGCCCGCACAAAAAAUCUGUUCGAUCCGGUGUUUUUAGUUAACCUUCGAUAGUUCACAGGCUAAAUAAAAAUAUCUUUGAUCAAAACAUGUUCAAGUUACAGCGGUUCAAAGACUACCUAUUUUGCAGGCUUAAUGCGAACCCUGAAGGUAAGGAAGAUUUGACGGAAAAUAUCUCAAACGUUGCGGCCUAAAUCUGGUAUAAAAAUCAUAUCAAAGUAAAGUUUUAAGCUUAUUUUUUUGGUUUGUAGGCUCAGACUUGCGGGUAUCUUCUUGGAUUGCAACCAACAGUAGAUUGCAAUCUGCCAUUUUGUGUAUUUGCAUAAUUAUUGGCCGUGUCAGAUGUCACGGUCGUACCGGUUAAAAGUUCUAUGAAAUUGCUUCUUUCGAUACUUGAAUUCGUCUCAAUAAAAGGGGGUGGUAGGCCUACACGACUUUUACCUCAUGCCAAAAUGCUGCUUAUUCCAAUAAAGUUGUUUUUAUCUGCUGGGUAGAUUAUGCUCUGGAAGGUUCUGUAUUUAUACUGAGCAAAUGUGAUUUUAGCCGCAUGUUUCACGCUGAGAGGUCAUGACAUUCAUAUCGAUUGACUGUAGUUAUUGUUUUCUGGUCGGCAGGAUUUGCCCUCUGAUGCAAGCGCAUUUUCUUUGACCUCUUUUGAAGAGUAAAGCUUUUUUAUUACGGCUGAAUAAGGGUUCCAAUUUUCUCCAAAGUGCCUUCUGGAUCUGAAUAACUAAGCGAUUUUCUUUAGUCCGUGAGUGUGAUGUUUUUCUGCAAUGCUGUAUCACGCUGGGCCCAGCUCGUCAGUCUUCUUUGUAAAGAAAACGGUUACACAGGUUAUGAUUACGCUUACUUGUAUUGUUCCUUUUGUGCAGAUAUUGACGAGUGCACCCGCGGAACUCACAACUGCCACAGUUCACUUGCUUCAUGUACAAACACAGCGGGAUCCUUUAGUUGUUCAUGUAACAAUCCUUACAGUGGAGAUGGCAGAACUUGCUAUCUACUGGUAUCAGGUAAUCAAAUCGCCGAAUAUUAGGAAGAUGUCCAUUUACUAGACCUCUAUUCGGAGAUGGCAAAACUUGCAUUAAUAUUCCAUACUGUAAUUAAUCACCAAGAAUUAGGAAUGUGUUCAUUCACUAGACCCUUAUUUACUCUCGUUAGAAGCACGGCACUCUAACCUUGAUUGUUUAAAGAGGGUUCAGUUUAAUGCAAAUAUUACCCAGAUCUCUUGUCGAUGAAGCCGAAGGCGAGAUCUGGUCAAUUAAUCAAGAGGGAAAUUACAUUUUCUUUUUUUUUAGCCACUCAAACGACCUAUAUACAGUGAGGGAGUGACAUGAGUAUUGUCAUCAGCGCGUGCUAUGGUUUCUGCAAUUCAUUCUUUACCAUAUCUGUUUUUUCUGAUCGUUUGCCCUUUUGCUUGCCUCAUUACGACGCACGAAUACGUGUAUCGAUCAUGAGCGGCUUUGCGCAAGCCAAGGCCUAUUGAAGAACAAGAGAAUGGAAAAGUUUUCUUUUUAAGAUUUCUAAUGUAAGUGAAUGCUUUUAUCACAAUAGUUUACUUACUAGUGACUUCUAGUGUGUACGGGUCGCAUUGUCCAUACAUAGCCGGUUUGAUUGUGCAUGAUACUCGUUUCGUAGCUGCGAAACUAAAAAACUGUGUGAGAUUAUAACAUUGCGUGACAAUUAAGAUGGACACUUAAUUAUCGUGGUAGUGAUCGGAAUGUAUAUACCCUGGGUACCAGAGGUUUUUCUCUCGUGCGGUGGGAAUUUUCGGUGUUGGCCGAAGGCCGCUAGAAACGUCUCUGCCACCCAGGGUAAAAUGUAUAUCAUUAAGGGAUCAAUUUCAAUACCUUGUUUGUUAAGCUUGUUAUCUUAAUUUUUUAGUUAGUUGGGUUUAGAUUUCGUGUGUACCUUUGGCAGUGAACUUUUCCUAUUUGGAAUAAACCCUUGAAACUGUGAAAUCGUGAAGUUUCUGCGUUAGCAUUCACGACAAAAGUGGCACCUCCGACGGGACCGUGAAAAUAAUGGAGAGGCUUAUCGGAAAACUGAAAGCAAAACUACAGCUUUUGGAGCUCACCCACGAGAAGACAGAGGGUAUUAUUAGAACCGGGAUCACCGAGAAAAUUCGUCCACGUAAAGAAGCUUUACAGAGCAUUGUUAUCAGCGCGGAAGAAAUGAAGAGAGAGGUCGAACAAGCCAAGCUUGAAGGUGGGGAGGCCUCACACAAACUUAAAGAAUUUGGGAAAGAAUUCGAAUUGAAAGUCGACGCCGCAGAUACGGAGAUCAACCUUACUCGAAGAGCGUGUGAAACGAAUGGUGGCUGAUGCGGAGAAUGAAGAAAGAGAAACAAAGGAGACCCUGUUGGCCCGCCAGCGUGAAGAACAAUUAAAGUUCGAAAGACAGCAACUAGAGCAGAAGGCAGAGUUCGAAAAAGAAAAGGUUGCCUCUCCGAGUAAACAAAAUGUCAAAAGAGAAGGAGAUUCACCCGCGUGAAAUCGCGAAAUCCCGUAACAGAAGUUUUUACGUAGAAGACCAAGACCCAAAUGCACCACGGGGGUGUGUUUUCUGCAAUAACACCUCACACAAGCCUAGUGAUUGUACAGUUAUCUCAAGCGCCGCCGAUAGGAAGAAAUUUCUACUAGAGAAGAGGCUCUGUUUUAACUGCACUGGCCCUCAUCGAGCAGCUCGCUGUCGAAGCCGAGGAAACUGCGCUCUCUGUAAGCAGAGGCAUCACACAUCUAUCUGCGAUCAGCCUACCCGACCUGCAAACGAAGGAGCUCCAAUGACCGCCGCACACGUGGGGGAGAAAGUCUGCCACCCAGUAGUUAUAAUCAAGGUCAACGGAGUGAAAUGCCGUGCGUUACUUGACACUGGGGGCACUGGAUCGUACAUAUCAGCCUUCUUGGUGAAUCUCCUGAAAGUAAAGCCUUCUCGCACCCUGACGCGUGGUAUUAAAACAAUCAUGGGAUUGGUCACCAAGCGCGUCGAGACCUACGAUGUGAAGAUAUGCGAUACACUAGAGAAGUGCAUGCUACCAGUCUGCGUGACAAAAAUCGAACAGCGUCAGCUACUAACCCUGGAGAAUCCUAACUAUCCUGAGAUGCUGGGGGGCGAUAUCCACAUCUUAAAGGUGUCCGAAUGGAAGAAAACGACACAAAGGAACUCCUUCCCAUCCAUGUGAUACUGGGGGCAAAUGAGUACACGAAGAUCAAGAUGGUCGGUUAUCGGCGCGCAGGAGCCGUUGGCGAGCCUAUUGCCGAGCAGACCAGGUUCGGGUGGACGAUAAUGUCAUCAGGUGCUGAAGUUGACUCUCAAAACAUGUUCUUGACACAGACCUCAAUUGGAGACUACGAAGAACUGUCCCGUACGGACGUAUUGGGAUUGCAAGACACGCCUAUCGGAGAUGAGGACGUUGUGCACCAGGAGUUCCUUGAACAGCUCAAACGUAGUCCAGAGGGAUGGUACGAAACUGUGCUCCCUUGGAAAGGUGGCCAUCCCCCCUUGCCUAAUAAUAAGUCCGGAAGCCUUAACUGCCUUGCCUCACUAGUACAGCGCCUAAAACGGAACGGCAAAUUGGAAGAUUAUGAUGCCAUAAUAUAGCAGAAACUAGAAGAAGGCGUUGUUGAAGAAGCCGAAGAGCCCGCCCAAGUGAAGGAAUUCUACAUUCCUCACAAAGCUGUUAUCAGAGAGAGUUCAGAGACAACGAAAAUGCGAAUUGUCUAUGACGCCUCCGCCAGAGCCUAUGAUGCAGCUCCCUUCUUAAAUGAGUGUGUGGAAUCGGGAUCCCCGCUGCAAAAUCAGUUAUGGAAAGUGCUAGUACGCGGACGUUUCAAUGCAGUGGCUAUUGCAGGAGACAUACAAAAGGCGUUCCUACAAGUGCGUAUCCUCGCAGAAGACCGAGAUGCGCUGCGUUUUCACUGGAUCACCUGAGAGUAUCCCGAGCAAGUACGUACACUGCGAUUCACACGAGCUCUGUUUGGCUUGGGCCCAUCACCUUUUCUCCUCGGAGGAGGCAUUCAGCAUCACCUCAACAUCUGUCGACCUGAUUUCCCUGAUGCUGUACCAGAGAUUGAGCGGGGUCUGUAUGUAGAUGACUAGCUGAUGGGAGACCAAACUGUUGAAAAGGAGUGGAAAAUUAAAGCUACCUCCACGAAGAUCUUCGGAAAAGCCUCGUUUAAGCUUCAUAAAUGGAACUCUAACGUCCGAGAGUUAGAAGCCUUCGGCGCACACGACAAUGAAGGAGUGGUCACCUACGCAAAGGAACAGCUAGGAGUGAAGCCGGAGGAGUGUGGACUCCUUGGAUUGAGGUGGAACAAAGACUCUGACACAAUUGCAGUUACCUCCCCCCAAGAAAUUGUAGUCACUACAAAGAGAGGAGUGCUGGGCAAAAUCGCAAGGGUGUAUGACCCCCUCGGCCUAGUCUCGCCUUUGACUUUAGAAGGAAAAAUGUUGUACCGUGAUGCCUGUCAAAAGAAGAUGGCCUGGGAUGCAGAGCUGCCUCAAGAACUUUUGAAGAGAUGGCAGAACUGGGAAAUGAAACUACCUGUUAAAACUGAAGUACAUAGAGACCUAGUUCCAGCCAGAGAACCUAUUCAAGCAAUUGCACUUCCCGCCUUUGGAGACGCUAGCGCUCAAGGGGUCGCCGCAGCUGUCUAUGCAGUGGUCGAACAAACGUCAGGGGUGAACCAAGGAUUGGUAGCUGCCAAAGCACGCCUCGCUGAGCAGAGACUCGCCAUUCCGCGCCUGGAAUUGGUUGCAGGCCACAUGGCAGUUAAUUUGAUGACCAACGUUCACGAUGCUCUGACCGGGUACCCAGUAAAGUCACUAAAUACCUGGCUUGACAGCACUGUUGCCCUCCACUGGAUUAGAGGCGCCAGCGAAUACAAGCAAUUUGUUGGAAACCGUGUCCGCAAGAUAAAAGAAAAGGAGUCAGUCAUUUGGAGACACGUGCCGACACAAGAGAAUCCUGCAGAUCUGGGGAGUCGAAGCGGACCAGUUAACAAAGAGAAUGUGCUAUGGUGGGAAGGACCAAAUUGGCUGAAGAAUCCAGCUGGCUGGCGCCCAUGUAUUGUAACAACUGCAACCCCAGAGUCUGAGGCAGAAGCGAAAGCAACCAAGCAAGUGUUCGCCUUAGCUGUGAAUGGAACGAAAUCGAAUGUGUUUGAUGAAUUUCUAUCGAAGAGAAGCCUUUGGCACUGUUUGAGAGGAGGAGCGUGGGUCCAAAGGUUCAUCAACAACACAAGGAACUCCGAGCACAAGAGGAAGACAGGCGCUCUCACCACAGAGGAGAUAAACUACCAGAAGCUUCUCUGGGAGAAGAAAACACAAAAGAAGUGUGCCGGAUUGGAACAGUUCGAAGACGAUAAGCUGAAACUUGAUGGUGCUUUGGAAUGUCGCGGAAGGAUCCAAGGUGAUUACCCAGUCUACCUACCUGACAAUGAGAUGUACACUAAGAAGUUCGUGCAGCAUGCCCAUGAAGCCACUCUACACGGGGGAGUGAGCUUAACCAUGGCCAAAGUGCGAGAGACACAUUGGGUCCCCAGAUUGCGCCAGCUCGUCAAACGCCUAAUUAAGCGCUGUUACGGAUGCAAGAGGUUUCAUGCUGUCGCAUACUCCAACCCCCCUCCAGGAAAGCUUCCUCAGGAUCGUACUGUGGGAAGUAUGCCCUUUCAGGUCGUCGGGGUUGACUAUGCGAGUCCAGUAAAGUAACGUGUUAGCAGAAACAGGGAGGGAAAAGCCUACAUAAUCCUGUACGCUUGCAGCCUGAGCCGUGCCUUGUACCUCGAACUGACGAAAACCAUGGAGACAGAAGAGUUUAUCAGUACCUUGAAGCGAUUCAUCGUAAGGAAAGGCCGCCCGUAGAAGAUUUACUCGGAUAACGGUCGAACGUUUGUGGGUGCAGCAAAGUGGCUGCGAAGUGUGAUGCAAGAUGAACGACUACACGAUUUCCUUGCCAAGCUGAACAUCAAGUGGCAGUUCAACCUCACCAAAGCACCAUGGUGGGGUGGGCAGUUCGAGAAAAUGAAUGGCCUCGUCAAGCAAGCCUUCAACAAAAGCGUUGGAAAUGGAACUCUCACCUGGAGCGAACUGCAAGAUGUCUUGCUGGAAGUGGAAGUAUCACUGAAUAACCGACCUCUUAGCUACUUGGAAGAAGAUGUACAGCUGCCUGUGCUAACCCCAAACAUGCUGCAGUUUGGUCGUCCUAACCUACUUCCUGAAGACCACAAUCAAGAGAAACCCGAUCUUCGAAAGCGAGCGAGGUAUCUAGCAAAGAGCAAGGAUGUGGUAUGGGGGAGGUGGUCUACUGAGUACCUAAGAAGCCUUCGUGAAAGACACAACCUCAAACACAACAAGCAAAGGCAACUAUCUCUGUCAAGGAGAGACGUCGUUAUAAUCAAGGGUGAAGAGAAGAACCGCGGGCACUGGAAGCUAGGAAUCGUCGCUGAGCUGAUCACUAGUAGAGAUGGUGUCGUCAUGGGUGCGAAGUUGCGAGAUGGAAAGUCCUACCUUGAGAGGCCUAUUCAGCAUUUGUACCCUCUUGAACUGUCAUGUGACAUGACUGCAGGGGCGCCUAUCAGAAACCUGGAUUCUAAAGCAGCAGUGUUCAGGCCGACGAGGGAUGCCGCAUUUGCAGCCAAGGUCAGAAUCCAGGAACAAGCAGACGACGAGCUAUCUUAGGAACUUAUUAUGACGUUUAUUACUCAUAGAUUACUAAUCGGACAUGAUUAAGUCACUUCUCCUUGUUCAUUCCUUUCGGAAAUGAACAGGGGGAGUGUGUGUGAGAUUAUAACAUUGCGUGACAAUUGAGAUGGACACUUAAUUAUCGUGGUAGUGAUCGGAGUGUAUAUCAUUAAGGGAUCAAUUUCAAUACCUUGUUUUUUAAGCAUGUUAUCUUAAUUUUUUAGUUAGUUGGGUUUAGAUUUCGUGUGUACCUUUGGCAGUGAACUUUUCCUCUUUGGAGUAAACCCUUGAAACUGUGAAAUCGUGAAGUUUCUGCGUUAGCAUUCACGACAAAACUUCUACGAAGAGAUUUAUCGAGUGGAUAGGGAAACUAUCCAAAAAGCUACGAAACUUCCUCGAGGGUGCUAAUGGGGGUACCCAAUUCGCAGUUAACUACUAAUUUUUCAGCCAAAUAUCAGUUAACUACUAUUUUUUGGGCCAAUUCUUAGUUAACUACUAAUUUCGGUCAGCUAUUAACUUUCACUUUCCUACAGCGAAUAUUAUUCCGUCAUAACCCGAAUUUUCAAAAAUCAAGGUAUAAAUUUACAUGAAUUUACAUAAACUCCGCCACUAGUACAAUUUAUAAGUAACUGAAAAUAUAGAAAAGAACAUACAGUUAUCUAACCGAAGUAGUAAAAAUGGGUAAGCGAUAGCUAUUAAGACCCCCUAUUAACUGAUCUUUAGAUUAAGUCGUAUAGCCAUCAAUAUGACACCAGCCUCAAGGUCCAGACGCACCAGUCAUGAUCUCGUACUGAUCUUCCCGACCUGGUCAUGCAUUUCCUCCCAUAAACUACUUCAAAGUUACCUUCUUCGUCACUUUCAUUAUCUGAAACAGUCUCGUGUACUUAUCCGGUUGCUGUAUGUCCUGUAUCUUGUUGGGUCCUUGUUGUUGGCCUAAGUUUCAAUCCAUUUUCAAUCCUUCAAUUCAUUGCAACAGACGACGGGAAAAAAUCAAUGCCAAAAUAUACUCUUAAAUAACGAAACUGGACCAUUAUUUUUGGAAUUCAAUUGAUCUAAAAAAAGUUUUAGCUUUUUAAAAAGAUAGCAAAUUGCAUGACAUAGUACCUGUAGUGUCGGGUCUCAAGGGACUUAAUGUAGGAUAAUUAGAUGCGAAAUGAGCGUUAACACUCUAGAAAAAGAAGGACUUGUUUUCUCAUAUAGGACAGUGGUGAACGGACUAGUAGGAAGACUUUUGACGGAACUAAGGGCGUAUAAUGUAACCGUUUAUUGAGCUUGAUUCGCGACUUCACAUUGGCGACGAGGAGUUCGUCUAUUUUUUUUUUUUGGAAAAUGGCUGGUUUCGAUACAAUCCUGAAUUACGGAACAUUCGACCCCGACAUGGAUGCAACUUCGGCGGGUUCGCGCUUCAGAAAAUACGUGUAAAGAUUUAAAGUUUACGCGUAAAGCAAGGAGAAGAGCUUUAUUUUCACAUUGUGCAGGACCAAAAGUACAAGACAUUUUUGACACCCGAGAAGACACCGGUGAGGAUUUCGAAACCGCCGCUGACAAACUCCUGGAAUAUUUUCAACCAAGAAAACAUCACCUAUUGAACAUAUACCAGUUUCGGCAGCUAACUCAAGAGAAAGAGGAGUCAUACGAUGACUUCGCUACUCGCCUGAAACAAGCAGCGGGUCCAUGUGAUUUUCCAAGGAUUGACGUGAUGUUGAAUUCAGCUGCAGUUAACAGAAAAAAAGAAAAUACGACGGUUGCUUAGCAAACCUCAUACCCUAACGAAGACCCUGGAUUUCGCAAGAGCCAAGGAAAUAUCGGAUAAGCAAGCGGAAAGAAUUGAAAUAGACCGACAAAGCCAUGGAACUGACACCAAUCCAGAGGAGAAGUUAUAUACGCUGGGACAACAGGCACAAAGCAAGACAGCUGGAAAGGUGUGUUUUUCUUGUGGUGGAACUUUUCCGCACGCUGGAGGAAGGAUGAAAUGUUUAGCCGGGGGCAGAAAUGCUUGACGUGUAACAAAAUGAAUCGUUUCUACAAAUGUCGUGGGAUGAAAGGAAAAGAAGACAAGGGUGUGCAGAAAGCAGGCGAAAAGGACUCGGAUAGUAGCGAUGCGGAAUCCCUUUUGCGGUAUUGAGAAGGUUGGGCGGUGAAACACAAUCAGGGCCGCAGGCCCGUGAGCAAUGUGACACGGGAAAAUCGUGAAUUUCAAGUGCUGGUGGAUACAGGGGCCACGGUAAAUGUAAUGGACGAGAUCACGUUCAAGCGGUUACUGGCCGAUAAAGUGACAUUGAGAAAGUCAUCGAGUGUUUUGCUUGCAUACCAAUCGAACGAAAACCCGUCGGCGCCACUGAAAGUCAUGGGAAAAUUUGAGGCCAUUGUUGAGUCGAACACUAGAAUCGCCCCUGCCACGUUUCAUGUUAUAAAGGGACAUACGAACACUGAGCCCGUGAUAGGUUUCCAGACCGCGGAGGAUCUUGGUCUUUGUUAAGGUGGCAAACACGGUCCAAACUGACGAAACAAUCACAAGCAAUCUGUUAAUAGAGUACGCUGAUCUGUUGCGCGGUAUCGGAAAGAUGAAAGGAGUGAAGGUAGAUUUGCACGUUGACCCCGCAAUAACACCGGUUGCACAGGCCCACAGGAGAAUACCAUUCAGUGUAAGACCCAAGCUGGAAGCAGAAUUGGAGAAACUCGACGCUGAUGACACAAUUGAGAGGGUAGAGAAGCCUACCAGUUGGGUGUCCUCUGUACUAUAUCGCCGAAGCGGUCCAGCAAUGAAAUACGGUUGAAUGUGGAUAUGAGGGAAGCAAAUAAAGCCAUUCCACGAACCCACACUGUCAUAUCUACAGUUGAUGAUAUCAUAAAUAAGCUCAACGGGGCCACAGUAUUUUCUCAUCUUGAUAUAAACCAUGUGUACCACCAACUGGAACUGAAGGAGAAUAGCCGUGACAUCACCACUUUUGCGACACAUGUAGGUCUCUACAGGUACAAAAGACUCAAUUUUGGUACGAGAUCCGCCGGGGAGAUAUUCCAGGAAACCGUCAGCAAAGAAAUCACUCGAGACAUAGUGCGAUACAUCAACAUCAUUGACGAUAUCCUUGUAUUCGGCAGGAACCAAAAGGAACAUGAUCAGAAUUUAAAGAAGUCGUUUAAGAGAGCAAGAGAGAAAGAAAUCACCUUCAACAAAGAUAAAUAAGAAUUCAAUAAGGAUAAGUCCCUGUAUUAUGGAAUGGUGUUCUCGAAAGAAGGGGCCUCCCCUGAUCUCAUGAAGGUAGAGGCCAUUAAACAGGCUGAGCCCCCACGCAACACUAAAGAACUGAAUUCGUUUCCGUGUACCGUCCAGUACAAUGCAAGGUUCAUGGAGAGUUACGCCCCACAAACCGAUGUCCUGAGGGCACUGGUUAGAGCCGACGUUUUUAAGUGGGAAGAGAAAGACCAGGAAGCAUUCGAAGCUUUGAAGAAUGCUUUAAGCGCUGAUACAGUUUUAGCGUACUUUGAUCCUGCCGCUGAUCAUGAAGUACUUGUUGAUGGCUGUCCCCUGGGGAUCUCGGCGACGUUAGUCCAGCGCGGUCCGAAUGAAGACCAUCGGAGAGUGGUACAGUAUGCGAGCAGGGCGCUGUCAGAUAUUCCCAGAUCGAGCCGGAGACACUGGCCGCUGUCUUCGCGUGUAGAAAGUUUCACGUCUUCCUGUACGGCAAACCAUUCAUUGUUGUCACUGAUCACAAGCCUAGGGAGGUCAUUUUUAAUAACCCGAGGCAUGCAACGUGUAUACGGUUGCAGAGAAUGACUGUGCGAAUGCUCGAUCACGAGUUUAAGGUAGAAUACAGGCCAGGGAAGACUAACAUCUCAGACUACACAUCAAGGCACCCCCUUCCUCUCGGGCAGAGCGGCAAAAGGGAACUGGACAUGACUAAAGAUGUCAGACAUUACGUGAAUUUCGUAAUUGAAAAUGAUAUUCCAAAGGCGAUAAGCAAGGAAGAAAUAAUCGUGUCAACGGGAAAUGACAGGGAAUUACAGAAAUUGAUUAAGUGUGUCGAAGAGAAGAGUUUAGACCAUAAAGACGCAGACUUGAGAAAGUACUCUAACGUUUUCAACGAACUGGCCGUAGUUGAUGGGCUCGUUCUCCGCGGUGAACGCAUUGUAGUGCCUCAGACACUAGGGAAGCCAUGGUUCAGAUUGCUCACGAAGGCCACCAAGGGAUUUUUCGUACAAAGCAGUUACUCCGUGCCCAUGUGUGGUUUCCUGGUAUGGUACCCCGCCCCGUCACACAAGAGAGCCUCUAAAGAUGACAGAUUUGCCAAGGGGUCCGUGGAAAAAGGUCAGUGUAAAUUUCGCGGGGCCGUUACGAAACAAAGACGUGGCUUUGGUCUUUUGGGACCAGUAUGCCAGAUAUCCAGUCGUUGAGUUUACAUCAAGUACUUCUGCUGAUUACGUCAUUCCCCUAUUUAUGCGCGUGUUCAACACGUACGGAAUCCUCGAAGAGAUCAAAUGGGAUAAUGGGCCCCAGUUUAAUGGAUCAAAGUUUGCGAACUUUGCUCAGGAACAAGGGUUCAGACAACAGGUCAGACGAAAGGUCACCCCUGGGUGGGCUGAAGCUAAUAAUAACGUGAAGCGUUUCAUGCAAACCCUCAAGAAGAGUGCGAGAACUUCUAAACUUAAAAGACAAGCUACUCGGGAGGGAGUGAAAAGAACGGUUGGCAGCUAUCGCGCCACACCCCACCCAGCGACACCUACACGUGAACAGGUCUUUAAACUGUGUACUUGAGGUUGUACAAUGUAUUUGCAUAAUUAUAUCUGACCAACCUUUGUUAUUUUGGCUGCUUUUGUCUUCCCAUUAUUAUUAUUAUUAUUAUUAUUAUUAUUGUUGUUGUUUUCAGUUAAAAAGAAAAAACCGUUAUUUAGUAAUCCUAUUGAAGUGAAAUAUUUAGUAACAGUAAUAGUUUAGCAGCCUACCCCAUAAAAUGGCUUUUCAGCUGACUUUAAAAUUGCAAUUUGAUAAUUAAAAGCAUAAUUAUCUACUUUACAAUAGGUGAAAUUUAUUGGGGAAAAAAAUGAAAUAAGGAAAUGACGCUUCUUCACUUCAGCCACCUGACGAUUCUGCAAAGUCAUUGCAAAGGCGGAAUCCUCAUGGCCGCUGACUGGCAGUGAAUCUAAAGAAAGGCAUGUCUAACUUUUUUCUGUUUCCGAUAUUUCGAGAGUGCGCAUCGACCAUUUUCUUAAACCUGUUACAGAUAAGGGGCUGGGCAAGUCCCUUAACAUGUGUUAAAUAAACUCGAAUUUUUUUAAGACUUGUCAAAAAAGCAAGGCACGCGUUUUAUCACUGGUUAAAAAAUCUUUCGCUUGUUAAACCUGUCCAGUGAUAAAACACUGCUGUUCGUGUUUUAAACACUACUAAACACCGAACGCUUUCAGACUAGAAAACGACUGUUUUUCCUUUUCCCACAUGGAGAUACACUACCUUAGAAUUAAACACGAAAAACCAUUCACCAACAUUGGACAAUCAACUUGAACGAAAUGGAAUAAGGGUGAUAAAAAUUAAUUUGAAACAGCGUGAAUGCACUUUUUUGUGGCGUUUUCGCUCCAUGCCGUCGCAGUCGUGGUUGCUUAAUAUGCUCCUUAUAUGGAAAGAGAGUGUGACUGAUAGGAAGAUCAGGGAUGCCAAAUAUGGAGAAUAUGGACUCUACGACUCCGACUGAGUUGAAUAAACCCUGGAGCGGGCUAAACUGUAACGUCACAGAAAUUCGCACUAGGCUGCUAGAUUAAAACUGCACCAUUUGAAGAGAGAGCUUCAUGCCGCUAGUACGCAAGCUGAGAAAGAAAAUUAUUUAUUUUGCGCGUUUGAGCGGGAUCAUUAUGAUAACAAGCUUCAAUCGUAUCUGACACUUGCACGAGAUUGUUUUUAUAAAGGGAGGCUCUCCAGCAAAGCGUGGUUCGCUGCUUUCCGUUAUUUACUCUACGACGCAUCUCUUGACGCACACGGAUAGGUGCAGAAGAAAAAAAUGAAAUUGCAUGAAACUGGAGGCAAUGAAAAAAAUCAAACAGGAAUAGUUCAUACUUCCUUUUGAGUUCAUGGGCAUCCUCACUCAAGGGAUUUUGAAACCCGACCUUGGUACCAAUGUUCCAAGGCAACCUCAUUACACAAGACCACUCAGUAAGAUUUUUUUUUUUUUUUUUUAUAGUUACAAAGGUAUAAAGUAAAAGUGUCUUAUUACCGACGCUACAACGUUUUUAAAAAUGUGUUUGGGUUUUAUUUUUAUUCAUUCACAGUAACCUUUGAAAGAAAUUCAGUUUGCUACAUCCGCUUUCCUUUCCCUUACAGUGUAUAUUAUUUCGCGCUUCCUUCCCUCUACCCUUGUUUAUUAAUUCUGUUCCAAUUUGCUCUACAACCUUUUACCAAAAACGCCAAACGAAGAUAAAAUAAUGCGACUUCAGUUAGUAAUGUAUUCGUACCGUGCGCAAGUCACUUUUUUGUUCUUUUUUUACAUUAGGAGCCUUUUACAAUAGAGAGCCACCACAGGAACGAGAACGUCAUAAAAGUUAUAAAUUUAGAUUAGCAAUUUUGCCCGUUUGUCAUGCUUUUCAAUAAUGUGAAACCUCCUUCAAAACUUAUCAACAUUCAGUAGGGAUAUCGUCCAAUGGACUUCAUGGAUUCAAUCACUCACUUGGGGCUGGGGGGCUUUUAAUUCGGUCUGAGGAAAAACACAAGUUAAAAUGACUGAAACACUUAAUGUAAAUACUAAUACACAAAAAAUGUUAUGUACUACGGUCAUCAUAAUUUGCAACAUGCCGCUAGCACCCAAGCUCAAAAAGAAAAAACAUUAUUUUGCACGUUUGAGCCUGAUCAUUAUGAUAACAAGCUUCAAUCGUAUCUGACACUUGCGCGAGCUUGUUUUUAUAAAGGGAGGCUCUCCAGCAACGAUUUAGGCCAGCAGAAUGUAUAGAAUUCCAGAAAAACAAUCCAGGAAGCCGAACGGUUUGGAACUGCCCUAGACGUUGUUUUUAUCAGUAUGCAAGUAACCUACCCAAUCACUUACUUUCCAUCGAACUAAAAUAUCCUGACUUUUUUUUACCACUUUUCGAUUUGAUUCGUUUCAUUUUAUAAUAUUUUGGGCAAGCUGAGCUUUUUCAUGCCAAUUAACGCUUUUAAAAUGAAAAAACUUCGAGGAACGUUGUGUUUAAAACCACGGCAAUUUGUAUCUAUUUCGCUUCACUUACGCUUAUAUGCAAAUUACUGUUCAUCCGCCGGAUUUCGCUGGAGACAAAAAAAUCUAUUUUCAAUUCCCAAAUGCUUGCCUUUUGGGGCACCCUUUUUAUUUUGGCUAUCAAGAUUUUAAAACCCAAGCUUAACACUUUUCAUUCCAACGUUUUAAUGAGGGAAAGUUAGGAGAAAUGCUGCAACUGAUUCAAGUCACGCAACACGCUUUAAGACCGCAUAACUUGAUCUUUCUGUUAUCUUUUGUUCUUCUAUUGUCUCCAAAACAAUAACGAUGUUUCACCAAUUUCCACCUACAAAUAAUAGGACACAUUUGAUUGAGAGAAAAAUUUGCAUUUACUAGCGACGCGUUUCUACAGGCGCGAUUCCGUAAUGGGCAUGCGUUUUUACUCCAAAACUACAAGUAAAAUUGUCGUAACAAUUUUAUUCUUGAUCUAGCAUAACCAGAGAAGAAACGUUCCGUAAAUUCUAUCGAAAUAUGCCUUAUCUAAACCCAUUUCGCUUGUUAACCUCUCUAAAUUCGGAGCCUUCGACGUGACAGAGAACAUAGAGAAAGUCACGCGUUAAAAACAAUAGAAUUUUGACAGUUGAAAGUAAUUUGCAUAACCUCAGAGCGCAUUCUCUCCAGCUGACAUAGCCCCUUUAAAGACAGCGGUCUAGCGAUUAACGGACUAUGAUGCUUAUGGACAUCACUUCUUUUGACUGCUGGAGCUUUAAGAUAAUGGUAGUUUCUUGGUGUUGGGCGGAGAAGAAAACUUAGUAAACAUUUCCAACAACACAAAACAAAAGCGAACUAACAUUACUUAAUGUCUGCAACACCAAGAAACAAUGCACCCAAGAUAACAUAUACUACUAGAGAGUUCAGUAUACUCCAUAGAAAAGUGUAAGAAAACUAUUUUUAGUCCCGACCUGAGCAAGUAAGAAGAACUGAAACGUUGCGACAAGGACCCCAUUAGCUGCCAUAAACUGAUCAGAUGGACUCAUGAUCAGUGGCCAACUUAAAAGCUUGAUCAGCAUCAAAGGGUUCUUGGUCCAAUUUUUUACAAGAGAUAAAGAAGCUUCACUAUAAGAAACAUAUGAAAAUGGGGUGUUGUAAAUCCGUUGCAUAAGGCGAAUAGUACUGGUGUGCUACAUACUUGAAAGGUUUAACUAGCAAAAAUCACUUUGUCAUUAGACCCUUGUCACUAAAAUGAUUAACUAAAAGAAGAUUGAGAUGGGAAAGCGCCUGCACAAGCUUGUGUCAGUUUCAAUCAAGUGAUCAUUCAACUUUGCCUCUAUACUUAUCAGUUUUAGGCUUCGUAACUGAACCGACGCAACGAAGUUAAAUAAUCUUGUUUCUUCUCUAUUAUUAUUUAUUGAAAAUAUAUCACCGUUUCUGAUUGUCUCUAGUCCCAUCGCUAAAUCCCCACAACCGGCACACGGUUACUAUAUUUGGAAGCCGAUGUAGGACGUACCCAAUCGAUGGCAUGCUCCUCCUCGAUCUGCAUAAUUCCUCGCAUCUUAGUCAGACUCAUUCAAUAACUGUUAGAUAUAUUAAAUAUUUGUGACUCAAGAAGGUUCUCAAUAAAAGAGGACAACUUUGAACUUGUUUCCGCCAUGUUAAGGCGGGGAGUCGAAAAAUCACCCACAUUGAUCACGUCGAGCGAACAUUACAUUAUUCACGCUAUAUGCACUAUUACUUUCAAUCCGGAGAAUUGAUUUCUCUAAUUUUGCCGAUUAACUGCGAAUGCUGUCAACUUUAAUCAUCGAGACCCAUCUGUUGUCUAACGAAAAGUUCAGAAAGAAAGAGCCUCCGAGAAUGUUCCCCUAAAUCUUAAUUUACUAGUUAGUAUCUUUUUAUCUUUGUUAGUAUCUUUUUCUUUUAGCAUCUUGUGUUUGGAUUUUAUUUUUUUUCAUUCACGGUAACGUUUGAAAGAAAUUCAGUUUGCUACAUCCGCUUUCCUUUCCCUUACAGUGUAUUUUAUUUCGCUCUUCCUUCCCUGUUCCAAUUUGCUUUACGACCUUUUACCAAAAACACCACACGAAGAUAAAUGCGACUUCAAUUAUUAAUGUAUUCGUACCGUGAGCAAGUCACUUUUUUUUACAUUAGGAGCUUUUACAAUAGAGAGCCACCACAGGAACGAGAACGUCAUAUAAAUCAUAGAUUUAGAUUAGCGACUUUGCCAGUUUAUCAUGCUUUUGAACCUCCUUCAAAACUUAUUAGUAUUCAGAAGGGAUAUCGUCCAAUGGACUUUAUGAGCUCAGUCUCUUGGGGCGGGGCUUUUAAUUCGGUUUGAGGAAAAAUAGGAGUUAAAAUGACUGAAACAUUUAUUGUAAAUACUAAUAAACAUAAAAUGUUAUGUGCUACCCCCGGUCAUCCUAAUUUGCAACAAAAUUAAAAAUUAUUUGCGAAAACUUAUUCACAAAAAUGCCGAAGUUUUUUAACUGAGAAAUCACCAGACUAAUCCAAUUUCACUACUGCUUAUUCAUAGUUGGUGAAGUGAGACGCAAACAAUUCUUACAUGUGCCAGUCACUGACCGAUUUGCAAUUCCGCAAAACGUAAUUUAUAUCAAUUCCCAUUAUGUCGCGUCGCAUCGCAGUUAGAUGUAGUGACACUCUCUUCGAACGUUUUUCCCUCUUGUACGAUUCAGAAUAACUGUAGAAAAUUCGUUUAUUUGGAUAGCCAUUUUGCCAAGGCAGGUAGACGCUUAGGGCCUGUUUACAUGGAGGUGGGGGUCCACAGGUGGGUGAGGUGACCCGCUUAGGUAGGGUAACCCGCCUGUCCAUACAAUCUCUCAUAUGGUCAUUCCACCUAUCAUGUAAACUUGAUCAAAUUAAAAUGAGAGAUUAUAUGGACAGGCGAUUUACCCACCUUCAUGUGAACAGGUCUCUAAAAUGUGGAACUUGAGGUUGUACAAUGUAUUUGCAUAAUUAUAUCUGACCAACCUUUGAUGUCUUGGUUGCUUUUUUGUUCGGAUUUUAUUGUUAUUUUUUAAAAUUAAAAGGCGAAAACCGUUAUUUGGCAAUCCUAUUGCAAUGAAAUAUUAAGUAAUAGCAAUAGUUUAUCAGCCGACCCCAUAAAAUGGCUUUUCAGCCAACUUCACAAUUACAGUUUGAUAAAGCAAAAUUAUCUGCUUUACAAUAUGUGAAAUUUGUUAGGGAAAAAAACUUGAACAGAAAUUUUUUUGGUGUUGAACGCCCAAUGAAACUAAAUGACAUCGAGGAGGAAAAUUAAUCUCUGGCGGUAUAAUUGAAUACUGCAGUAGCCCGUGUAUCAGGCGUUUGAGAAAUAUGGUUUCUAUGGCGGCUGGCGGAACAAACGAGAGAGAACGCGCAAGCAAGCGGCAAAGCAGCCUUCCUAUCUCGCCUCAGCCUUCGAAAGCAGUCGUUUCUGCUCGCUCCUCGCCGCUAAGGACAAGCGUUGUAAAACAUUUUAACCGCAGAGUUAUCCAAUGCUUCCCAGCUUCUUCAAGUUUUGAUCAUUUUAACUAUUGUCUAUUUUAAUUGCAGAAUGUCAAAAUUACGGGAGUCUGAACAAUUCUGACAGGAAGACAACUUAUAAAAGGACCAACAAUUAUUGUGAUAACGGUACCGGCCCUGGAUGGUUUCGUUUUGAAGGAUCCGCCGGCACAAGAAUGCCAACUUCAUGUCCACCUACCUAUAGGUGUAACACUGAUGCAACCGGCUGGAUGAAUGGUGGACAACCCUCAGUAGCAGAUGGUCAGGUCAGCAGGCAGGUGUGUUUCCACUGGACAUCAGGCUGCUGUCAAUGGUCAACAAACAUCAAAGUGAGAAAUUGUGGUUCAUAUUAUGUGUACUAUCUUAGUGGUAUACCUACUGUUUUUUGUCGUCUCCGUUAUUGUGGCACUGACUAA